This is a messenger RNA of Clupea harengus (Atlantic herring), 6757 nucleotides long. RefSeq names its product CLIP-associating protein 1-B. Gene Ontology annotation, biological process: mitotic spindle assembly; establishment of mitotic spindle localization. The transcript has 44 exons. Gene Ontology annotation, cellular component: mitotic spindle; microtubule organizing center; basal cortex. Lineage: Eukaryota; Metazoa; Chordata; Actinopteri; Clupeiformes; Clupeidae. The coding region runs from base 904 to 5658 and encodes 1584 amino acids. Gene Ontology annotation, molecular function: kinetochore binding; microtubule binding. The record is from RefSeq and is a predicted model, not a curated record.
AUUUAUAUGGAUUUGGACAUCACAGGUUCUACUACAAAUUAUUACCAUAACUUGUUUUUUUAGGUUAAGUUGUAUUCGAUAGCUUGUUUGAAGUUCUGUAGUCAACUAAAUAGUUUCUUCUGCUCUGCUUUGUUUAUUUUGAAAUGUUUAUUAAAGUUAGCCGCUAAACUAAGUUAUUGUAACAUGUAGAUGUUUUGGCUUUAUCAUUAUGGGUGACCAAUCAGCUUGGCCAGUUAACAUAACCAAACCGUUGGCGCAUUCUCAUAUUAGCGGUCAAAUUUAAGAGCCCUAGAAGCAAUCCAUUUGCGCUAUCCGUUUAGUGGCUAACGUAGCCGCUUAGCUACCAUUGUCAGUACACGAAGUACAUUAGCAUUCUUGUACGUUCCAUUCUAGCUAACGUUACAUGACUCGAAAAUGUUUUUUAGAUAAUGCACGGUGCAUUUAUGAAGCUGAACUGUUAGACCUCAUUGCUGAACCUCUUCAUUAAAGACGCGGUAAAGUGACGGACUGACCAGUAAUAGGCUAGUUAGCUAUCUAGCGACGUUGGGUGAUGCAGAUUAACGGAAUCUACCAAUGCAGAGAUGCACAACAACUGAAGAGGCCUCUCCUUCCGCCCCUACCUGGUCCUGCAGAUGUCUCCUCUGCCACUCAUUCUGCAGCGGUUUGGCACUAAUCUGAACAUCAGGAAGCUCCAGUCAAACUCCUCAUCUGAUGUGCACGAUCCCCAUUUCCAGAACUGUGUCUCCGCUCUGUGGCCUCUUGCCUACCCAGCCAGGGUUGGGUAGACUGUUUGGCAUACAACCUUUUUCGGCCAUACUCACCGUUUAGUUUUCUGUCUUUUUAGUUUUAGUUUUUUUUUUUGUUCAUUGCCUUGAACUGUUGGGCUGCUGAUUAGGACCCACUAUGGAGAAUAUGGAGCAAUGUGUGUCCCAGGUGAUGCAAAAGGACCUAGGUCGGCGAUUACAGGUCGGCCAGGAUAUUAUAGACUACAUCUUGGACAGGCAGAGAUCUCAAGACCUGGAACAGGAUCAGACUUUGCUGGACAGAAUGGUGGAUAGUAUUGCCUCGACCUGGGUCAAUUCCAGUAAUUUCAAGGUGGCACUGCUGGGGAUGGACCUGUUGUCAGCCUUAGUUACCAGAUUGCAGGAUCGCUUCCGAACACAGAUAGGAACGAUCCUGCCCAGUCUGAUAGACCGCUUAGGGGACGCCAAGGACCAGGUGAGGGACCAGGACCAAACUCUGCUGCUCAAGAUCAUGGACCAGGCCACCACCCCGCAGUAUGUAUGGGAUCGCAUGCUGGGCGGAUUCAAGCAUAAAAACAACAGGACCAGAGAAGGAGUUUGCCUCUGCCUUAUCGCCACUCUUAGUGUAUAUGGAGCCCAAGGCCUCACUCUCAGCAAAAUUGUACCUCACAUAUGUAAUCUGUUAGGAGAUCCAACAAGUCAGGUUCGUGACGGGGCCAUGAACUGCUUGGUGGAGAUCUACAGGCACGUGGGGGAAAAGGUGCGCAUGGACCUGGGCAAGAAGGGCCUUCCUCAGUCCCGCUUGAAUGUAAUUUUUAGCAAAUUUGACGAAGUCCAAAGAUCGGGAAACAUGAUUCUCUCCGCCGCUGAUAAGAACAUUGACGAUGACGACUCUGUGGACGGGGGCCGUUCCUCUUCCUCCAAGGGGGCGUCGUCAGCGCGCCGGCCUGCCAACACAGGCUCCAUGCGCCGGCCUAGCUCCGCUAAAUCCACAGGUAAAGAGGGUGGCAGUGCCGGGGGCGUGGACGAGGAGGACUUCAUCCAUUCCUUUGAGGACGCGCCCACAGUACAGAUCUACUCGAGCCGAGAGCUGGAGGACUCCAUGAACAAGAUCAGAGAGGUCCUGUCGGACGAGCGCCAAGACUGGGAACAGAGGGUGAUAGCGCUGAAGAAGGUGCGGUCCCUGUUGAUGGCCGGUGCGCUGGACUAUGAUAGCUUCUCCCAGCAGCUGCGUCAGCUGGAGCCCGCCCUGAAGCUCUCGGCCAAAGACCUGCGCUCACAGGUGGUCCGGGAGGCCUGCAUCACACUGGGGCAUCUGUCCUUGUUGCUGGGUAACCGCUUUGACCACUGUGCUGAGGCGGUCAUGCCCACGCUAGUCAGCCUGGUACCCAACAGCGCCAAGAUCAUGGCCACGUCCGGCAUUGCAGUCAUCCGCAUCAUCCUACGCCACACCCACUACCCACGGCUCCUCCCCGUUAUCACUACCAACUGCGUCGCCAAGUCUGUGGCCGUCAGACGGCGCUGUUUUGAGUUCCUGGAUCUGAUACUCCAGGAAUGGCAGACCAACUCUUUAGAGAGGCAUGUUGCAGUGCUCACGGAGACCAUCAAGAAAGGAGUCCAUGAUGCAGACUCAGAGGCUCGAUCUGUGGCCAGAAAGUGCUACUGGGGUUUCCAUGGCCACUUCAGCCGAGAGGCGGAGCAUCUCUUCCAGGCAUUGGAAGCGUCCUAUCAGAAGGCUCUUCAGUCCCACCUGAAGGGCUCUGACAGCGUCAUGUCCCUCCCCCAGUCGGAUCGCUCCUCCUCCAGCUCCCAGGAAAGCCUCAAUCGUCCGCUCUCGGCCAAGAACAGCAUGGGAGUCGGCGCAGGCAGGACUGCGAAGGCCGCCCCAUCCCGCGCCACCUCAGGCUCCUCCUCCCUGCAGCGUUCCCGUAGUGACAUCGAUGUGAAUGCCGCCGCCAGUGCCAAGUCUCGCAUGCCCUCCGUGCCCAGCGCCGCCCCCUUCAGCUCUGCCAACGCACUGCCCCCCGGCUCCUAUGCCUCCCUAGAUGGCGGUACUCCUGGUAAACUGGAGGGUCGUGUUCGCACCAGGAGGACGAGUUCCGGCAGCAGUGCAGGAGGUGUCACUCCAGUCACAGACAGCAGGGGGCGCACUCGGGCCAAAGUCGUGUCGCAAUCGCAGCGAUCCAGAUCGGCUAACCCCACAGGCAGUGCCGGGAGUCGUUCCAGCUCCCCUGGCAAGUUGCUGGGCCACCACACGUACGGACGCAUCCCCCGGCCCACGGGCACGGCCACGCCCGCCGACGGCAGACGCAGCCGGAUCCCCCGUAGCCAGGGCUGCAGCCGCGAGACCAGCCCCACACGCACCGGCUCCGCGCGCCUGAGUCGUAUCCCGCGUCCGAGUGUGAGUCAGGGCUGCAGCCGUGACACGAGUCGCGAGAGCAGCCGUGACACCAGCCCUGCUCGGGGCUUCACCCCACUGGCAUCGCGACGCCACUCCCGCUCCACGAGCGCGCUCACAACGGCCGACCCGCUCGGCUACUCAGACCGCUAUGGCCUGGCGCACCAAGCGCGGAUCUCUGCCUCUGUUAACGCCAUGCGGAUCCUCAACACGGGCACAGAGGUGGAGGCAGCUGUGGCCGACGCGCUGCUUUUAGGCGACUCCAGGAAUAAGGUAUCUGACACAUUUGAGCGGAGGCCGAUUCGGCGUCGUUACGAGUCACCGGGGAUGUACUCUGAUGAUGACGCCAACAGCGACGCGUCGAGCGCCUGCUCAGAGCGUUCGUACGGCUCGCGUAACGGCGGCAUGCCACACUAUAUGCGCCAGACAGAGGACGUGGCCGAGGUGCUGAACCACUGCGCCAGCUCCAACUGGGCCGAGCGGAAGGAGGGGCUGCUGGGCCUGCAGAACCUGCUCAAGAACCAGAGGAUCCUCAGCCGUGUCGAGUUGAAGCGACUGUGUGAGAUUUUCACCAGGAUGUUUGCAGACCCACACAGCAAGAGAGUGUUCAGUAUGUUCCUGGAGACGCUGGUGGACUUCAUCCUGCUGCACCGUGAGGACCUGCAGGACUGGCUCUUUGUGCUCCUCACCCAGCUGCUGAAGAAGAUGGGCGCCGACCUGCUGGGCUCCGUGCAGGCCAAGGUCCAGAAGGCCCUCGACAUCACCAGGGAUUCCUUUCCGUACGAUCAGCAGUUCAACAUCCUGAUGCGGUUUAUCGUCGACCAGACGCAAACACCCAACCUCAAGGUGAAGGUGGCCAUCCUGAAGUACAUCGAGACGCUCGCUCACCAGAUGGACCCCACGGACUUCGUGAACUCCAGCGAGACGCGACUGGCCGUCUCGCGCAUCAUCACGUGGACCACGGAGCCCAAGAGUUCUGACGUCCGCAAGAGCCUGCACAGCUGGGCAGGGGAGGACUGGGCUGGCAGGCCUGGGUCCCUGCUCUCCCUGCCCACGGAAGGUAACAUGGAGGACAGGUGCAAGCAGGCUGCCCAGAUGGUCCUGAUCUCGCUGUUUGAGCUGAACACCCCGGAGUUCACCAUGCUGCUUGGAGCUCUGCCCAAGACCUUCCAGGACGGAGCCACCAAGCUCCUGCACAACCACCUCAAGAACUCCAGCAAUGCUGCCGUGGGUUCUCCCAGUAACACCGUUGGACGCACCCCAGCUCCUCGCCACCCCAGCAGUCGCACGAGUCCCCUCACCUCCCCCACCAACUGUUCCCAUGGGGGGCUCUCUCCCAGCAUGAUGGAGUACGACACAGAGAACAUGAACUCUGAUGAGAUCUACAGCUCUCUGCGUGGCGUGACCGAGGCCAUCCAGAACUUCAGCUUCCGCAGUCAGGAGGACGUGAUGGAGCCCGUCAGACGAGACGGCAAACGAGACGACCCGGCCGGAGGUGUGGCGUCGUCGGGGGCAGACCAGCGGCAGGGUACGGACGUGGUGGAGAGCGGCGGUCGGACUGCCCUGGACAACAAGACGUCUCUGCUGAACACGCCCUCGCCCCGCUCCUUCAGCGGGCCGCGCUCGCGCGACUACAACCCCUACAACUACACCGACACCAUCAGCGGCUACGACCGCACUGCCCUUAAAGAGGCCAUGUUUGACGACGACGCCGAUCACUUCAGAGAUGGCCGGCGACAGGAAGGUGGUGAAAAUAAGAUCAUGCAUCCCAAAACCUUACCCACAGGUACGGUGCAGUUGCUGGAGCUGGUGGGGGACCUGCUGAAGGAGCUGUCGGGUGUGGGUGAGCGGGUGGAGGAGCGGCGGGCGGCGCUGCUGGAGCUGCUGAAGGUGACGAGGGAGGACAGCCAGGCCGUGUGGGACGAGCACUUCAAGACCAUGCUGCUGCUGCUGCUGGAGACACUGGGGGACAAAGACCACACCAUCCGGGCCCUGGCGCUCCGGGUUCUGAGAGAGGUCUUGCGGAACCAGCCGGCCCGAUUCAAGAACUAUGCAGAACUCACCAUCAUGAAGACCCUGGAGGCCCAUAAGGACUCCCAUAAAGAGGUGGUGCGUGCGGCGGAGGAGGCUGCCUCCACCCUGGCGACCUCCAUCCUACCGGAGCAGUGCAUCAAGGUCCUGUGCCCCAUUGUGCAGACGGCCGACUACCCCAUCAACCUGGCCGCCAUCAAGAUGCAGAGCAAAGUCAUCGAGCGCAUCUCCCAGGAGUCCCUAGUUCAGCUGCUCCCCGACAUCAUCCCAGGCCUGCUACAGAGCUACGAUAACACUGAGAGUAGUGUACGCAAAGCAAGUGUGUUCUGCCUGGUGGCUAUCUACUCUGUGAUUGGAGAAGACCUCAAGCCACAUCUGGCCCAGCUAACUGGCAGCAAGAUGAAGCUGCUGAACCUUUACAUCAAGAGGGCCCAGACCACCAACAGCAACAGCUCCAGCUCCUCAGACGUGUCCUCCCACAGCUAAACACCAAGCCUCCAGUCGUCACGUCACGUCACCGCUCCACCGCUCCAGGCCCUAACGUCACACACCCCCCUUCACCUUCAACCUUCAUCUUCAUCCAGAAGUCCUCAUCGCAAGCAAGACACUUUAUCCCGCUGCAAAUCAGUGUUCUUUUUCCUUUGUCUAGCCCAUCGUUGACCAAUGUUUUUAUUUUUGUUUAUUUUUGUUAUGUUUUUCUCCUUCGGUAAUUCUGUUAACUCAGUUGCUCUGUUUAUGAAUGCGUGGUUGUGUACACCUCUGUGUACACGGUUAUUCAGAAUAAUGUCUGUUUUUUUUUUGUUUUGUUUUAUUUUGUUGUUGUUGUUGUUGUUGAAUGUAAGAGACUCUUUUGGGUCUCUAUGACAACGCUGCCUCAUGGCUCUCCAGAACAUUCUGAUGUGAGAUCAGUCAUAUUUGGAACAAAGACACAUUUAUGGGCAUUUCAAAAUUGUACUGUAAGUGUUAAAACUCUUCUGGAAAAAAAGAAGGUCUGCAAUGGAGUAUCUACCUGAUCUAUUAGUGUUCACAUUGCCCACGGAAGAUGAAGAAACUGUGACGUUUUAGGGAAUUGUUCCAUUUCUGUAACCAUAUUUGGCACGCUUGUUGUUUGGGAAUGGGUUUUUUGUUUGGUCUUCAGUUACAAUCUUUCACUUCGGGUUUGUUUCUGUGUGCUAAGACUGUCGGAUCAACAUUUGGCUGGCCCAGUGAUUCACAUUAGGCAAUUCUGAUUUGUUCCUACUCAGAGGUCGAAGGUCAAAAUGAGGAAGAUGAGAGACUUUUUCGUUAUUUUCAAUCCGUGUUUUCCGUUAUUUUAAGGACCACUUAAUUGUGAAGUGAUUUCAUUCCUUUGUCCUUUUGUUUUGAGGACCAGAUUAUGUAAGAAAGUGGAAUAUAUGAACAUGACUGCGUAUCAGGAGUGUUAAUUUAAAAGAAGUGAUAGAAAUCCGAGUAGAAUUGGCUGUUCCCUGAGAAACAAGUUGAUGCUGGAAUUUGUAAACCUUAGCAGUGUUUGGUUUUGUUCUUGAAGUCCCCAAAUAGAACAUGACUUGGCAUAAAUGAAAUUAACCUAAUUGAUAGAGGGAGG